Drosophila willistoni is the source of this 1462-nucleotide messenger RNA. RefSeq names its product MAGE-like protein 2 (gene Vajk4). The record is from RefSeq and is a predicted model, not a curated record. The coding region runs from base 75 to 1067 and encodes 330 amino acids. The transcript has 4 exons. Lineage: Eukaryota; Metazoa; Arthropoda; Insecta; Diptera; Drosophilidae.
UCUUGUUAUUGGUGUAAUAGAGUGGUAAAAAAGAAAUAGUUCCCUUCGUGAGACGUCAAAGCAGCAGCUCAACAAUGCGAAUGUUCGUUCUUCCUUGUCUCGCCGUGUGCGUGGCAAUGGCCCAUUGCGCCGCCAUAGAGGAUCCUAAGGCUGCCGCCCCCGCCGAUGAUAAGACUGUGGAGAAACGCGGUCUGCAUCUGGGCGAUUACGGCGGUCAUGAUCAUCAUUAUCAUCAUCAUGAACACAUUAAGACGGUGACCAUCGAGAAAAAGGUGCCAGUACCGUACACAGUGACAAAGCACGUACCUUACACCGUGGAGAAAAAGAUCCCUUAUGAAGUGAAGGUUGAGGUUCCCCAACCUUACAUUGUGGAAAAGAAAGUACCCGUGCAUGUCAAGGAAUACGUCAAGGUGCCCGUCCAUGUUCCCCAGCCCUACGAAGUCAUCAAGAAAAUUCCAAUUGAGGUCAAGGUUCCCGUCGACAAGCCGUACGAAGUGAAAGUCCCCGUGCCUCAGCCCUACACCGUUAUCAAGAAAAUCCCCUAUGAGGUGAAGGUGCCUGUUCCACAGCCGUACGUCGUUGAAAAGAAAGUUCCUUAUGAAGUUAAGAUCGAGGUACCAGUCCCAAGACCCAUAGAAGUUAUCAAAAAGGUUCCGGUCGAAGAGAAAUAUGAGGUCGAGAAACCAUACAAGGUUGAGGUGGAGAAGCCCUAUGACGUUGAGGUAGAAAAACCCUAUCCAGUUGUUGUUGAAAAGAAGGUUCCAUACGAGGUCAAGGUACCCGUGGACAAGCCUUACAAAGUAGAAGUCGAGAAACCAUAUCCCGUCCAUAUCAAGGUGCCCGUACCUCAGCCGUACACCGUUGAGAAGAAAAUUCCUUACACCGUUGAGAUUCCUGUACCAUAUGAGGUAAAGGUUCCAAUUGAGAAAAAAAUUCCCGUCUAUUCGGAAGUCAAAUUCCCCGUACACAAGGAAACACCGGUGCCACACAAAUACCAUGUUGAGGUGCCAAUUUUCAAGCAUCACCAUCAUGAGGAGCAUCAUGGAGGAUAUGGUCAUCACUAUUAGGAAAUGGACGAGCCGUUGAAGAUGUCGAAACAGAAAGUCGCACAGAAAGCGAGUACAAGGAGGAACAACAUAAAGAACGAGCAAAUCAAGACACUAACAACAAGUCUUAAUUCACCAAGCAACGUUGAGCUGGACGUUGAACCAGGGAGACACGAAGCGGAUGAGGAGGAGAAGGAGGAGAAGAAGAUGCCAGAGCAGAAGGCGGAUGAGGAGAAGAUGUUAAUGUUAGAAGUAGCCAGUGAGAGGACAAAACGAACUAGCUACUUCAAAGGAAAGAAGAAAAAACAUGAAGAUCUUGUAGUUAAGUUUUAAGCCAAAUGUGUUAAUACUUUUAUUAUUGUUUUAGUUUAUACGAAUUUUCCAUUAUUUAAAUUAUAAGCUAAAGAAACCUGAAA